AUGGUCAAACCAUUGACCUUCAAAGGCGACAAGCCCAAGAAACGCAAACACCGUCCCGCAGACCCCUACACCACCACACCCCCCACCAAAAGAACCUCCACAGCAACAUCACCACCACCGCAAUCACAAACCGAAGACGCCGAAAACUCCGCCGAAGACACCAGCUGGGUCUCCGCCGACACAGCCUCCGACCUUGCAGGCCCCGUCCUUCUCGUCCUCCCCUCCGACCCCCCGACUUGCAUCGCCUGCGACGCCAACGGCAAGGUCUUUGCCAGCGCGCUCGAAAACCUCGUUGAAAGUGAUCCUGCCACCGCGGAGCCCCACGAUGUUCGCCAGGUGUGGGUUGCGACGAGGGUAGCUGGUACUGAAGCGAUCAGUUUCAAGGGACACCAUGGAAAAUACCUAAGCAGCGACUCCCACGGUAUUCUCUCCUCCACAGCCUCCGCCAUCGCGCUCCCGGAAUCCUUCCUCGUCAUCCCCUCGCCUGAAAUCGGCGGCGCCUUCGCCUUGCAGACUUCUUCGGCGGGCGACGGCAUCACCGACGAUACUUUUGUCUGUGCGCGGGAGGCCCCCUCCGCGAAGACGGCGUCCGGGACGACCGUUGACAUCCGCGGUGAUGCGACGGCGCUGUCGUUUGAGACGACUAUCCGGAUCCGUAUGCAGGCGCGCUUCAAGCCGCGCAUCAAGCUGAGUAAGGAGGUGAAGGCGCGUGAGAAGGUCAGUCGGAAGGAGUUGGAGGAGGCUGUGGGGAGGCGGUUGGACGAUGACGAGGUGAAGAGGUUGAGGAGGUCGCGGAGGGAGGGCAAUUAUCAUGAGGAGUUGCUGGAUGUUAAGGUUAAGGGGAAGCAUGAUAAAUUUGCUUGA
Aspergillus campestris IBT 28561 is the source of this 864-nucleotide messenger RNA. RefSeq lists its product as uncharacterized. Gene Ontology annotation, cellular component: striated muscle dense body; nucleolus; catalytic step 2 spliceosome. The record is from RefSeq and is a predicted model, not a curated record. The transcript is spliced from 2 exons. Lineage: Eukaryota; Fungi; Ascomycota; Eurotiomycetes; Eurotiales; Aspergillaceae. Gene Ontology annotation, molecular function: actin filament binding. The coding region runs from base 1 to 864 and encodes 287 amino acids.